CCGAAACCUAACCCACGUGGCAAUGGAAGAUCAGAAAAUCCUACAGUCAGCAAAAGUAGCCUAAGAUCAGACAAAAAAAUGAGUGAAAAAGAGCCCCAGAACAUCCUCAAAGGGGUUCAGCAUGUGAUACUGAUCUUGUCUGGGAAGGGUGGAGUAGGCAAGAGCACCAUGACCACUCAAUUAGCUCUCUCACUGGUACAAGCAGGCAAAACUGUGGGAGUCCUGGAUGUGGAUCUGUGUGGCCCCAGUAUUCCUCGUAUGCUCAAUCUGGAGAAUAAUGAUGUACACCAAUGCUCAGAGGGAUGGAUUCCAGUGUAUACUGACCCCUCCAAGAAGCUCGGGGUCAUGUCUAUUGGGUUCCUGCUACAGAAUAGAGACGAUGCAGUGAUAUGGAGAGGACCCAAAAAGAAUGCCAUGAUCAAACAGUUUCUGACUGAUGUGGUGUGGGGUUCGCUGGACUACCUGCUCAUAGACACACCACCAGGUACUAGCGAUGAGCACAUUACAGUUGUGGAGAAUGUCAAGAAUGUGAAUCCUGACGGAGCCAUCCUUGUCACCACUCCCCAGGGAGUUGCUUUGUCUGAUGUGCGUAAAGAAUUGAGUUUCUGUCGUAAAACAGGAAUACCCAUACUGGGAAUUGUGGAGAACAUGAGUGGCUUUGUAUGCCCCAACUGUACAGUAAGUCAAUACCCCGACCUCUACAUUGUCAUGCCGUGCACUGGCUUAUACAUGCAGGAGUGUACUAAUGUGUUCUCCACUGGAGGAGGGGAGAGCUUGGCAAAACUCUGCAGUGUACCGUUCUUAGGGAGAGUGCCACUGGACCCAAGACUGACUCAGUGUGUGGAGGAAGGCAAGAGUUUUGCAGAGGUAUAUCACGACACACCAGCACAGAAAGCAAUGACAGAUAUUGUAGAUAAACUGUUAGUACAAUCAUAGAAUAAUAAUCAGAUUUUAAUACAUUUAUUCUUGUGUUAAGUGUUGUAUUAGCUGUAGUCAAUCGUUGUUACGAGAAGGUG
This is a messenger RNA of Halichondria panicea, 1016 nucleotides long. Its product is annotated as cytosolic Fe-S cluster assembly factor NUBP2 homolog. Bases 79 to 936 code for a protein of 285 amino acids. Gene Ontology annotation, molecular function: ATP-dependent FeS chaperone activity; ATP binding; 4 iron, 4 sulfur cluster binding. Lineage: Eukaryota; Metazoa; Porifera; Demospongiae; Suberitida; Halichondriidae. The transcript has 6 exons. Gene Ontology annotation, biological process: iron-sulfur cluster assembly. The record is from RefSeq and is a predicted model, not a curated record. Gene Ontology annotation, cellular component: cytosol.